AUGUCGCACCUCUCCAAAACCUCAUUCUCAAUGUUGAUGAGUUUCGUCGUCUUCCACAAACUUGAUUCCUUAGCCAAUUUUAUCGACGAGCGACCCUCACCCUUGACGUCCUCAUCCUCAGCUUCCUCCUUGCUUGGAGGUGCGAAUCUAUCAAUAAACACUGCAGUUGAACCACUUGAAGCUCCCAGCUAUGCAAUUGCAUGUGUUAAUGGAUUAUCAUCGGCUGGAUUGUUUGAGGACGCGGCAGUCAUUGCCCAAGGAUAUUUACAUGAGAAUCCAAACCAUGCACUACUUCUGAAGCACUUGGCUAAAGGAUUGUUUGAAAGAGAACAUUAUAGUGAAGCCAGCCAAAUAUAUCAACGUUUAGAAGCAAUGUCGGGUUUGGCAAGCGACGUAGAAAAAAAGCUUUGCACCAUCGAAGCACUUCUAAACGAUCAUCGACCUGGAGCAGCGCUAGAUAUAUUCCUCAGAAAUCAAUCACUAGAGGAAUGUGCUAAAGGUCUUUACUUUCAAAGCCGUGCCUUGCGCAAAUUAAAGCAACCUGCAGCAGCAAAAGUUGCCGUUGAUCGAAUGGUAGGAAUUGCCGGAGAAAAAAUUAUUGACGAUUUUUGGAUUGAGUAUGGAUUGGUCUUAUAUGAUUUGCACAUUGAACCAUACAUUGACGGCACCUUCGAAAUUCCACAUGCCGAAAUUUAUCAUCGACGUGCAGAGCUAUGGAAAGGUACUAAAACAUCACUCUACGAGAAUUAUUUAUUCAAGUAUGCGGAAAUCAUCAAGUCCCCUGGAGAAUUUAUUUCAGUAGCAAAAGUUUUAAGGUCCAAUCAAAAGACUGAUGGAAUCAAUACUAUUUCAUACAAAGAACGUGCAGAAAGAGCCGAUCGAUUAUACUACGAAGCGUUACACUCUCCAAAAUACUCACCUACUCAUGCUCCUCAAAAAACAGCUCAAGUAUAUGGAUGGCGUGUAGACAACCUUGCAUAUGGCGAUAUCGAUCCUGCACGACAAGAACGAUUCCUCCGGCAAAAGAUGGAACUUGACGGGAAUUCUGACCGUCUAUUAAACUUUAUAGGUAAAGCAGGAGGUCGUGACUAUGAGAUAUUACAAUUACUCGAAAUAGCAGAACGUAGAUUUGGUGGGAAAUAUAUUGCACUGGCUAAGGAUCAGAGAAAAUAUGUCAAAAAUCUAGAGAAGAUUCGAAAAGCAAAUGCGAAGAAGAUAUCUGAUGAUACUCAUAAACAUGAUCCGGUUCAGAGAAGUAUUAAACAAACGAGGGUAGCAGCGGGUUGGCACGCUUGGAAGGCACAAAAGUGA
Sclerotinia sclerotiorum 1980 UF-70 is the source of this 1311-nucleotide messenger RNA. RefSeq lists its product with no specific name. The coding region runs from base 1 to 1311 and encodes 436 amino acids. Lineage: Eukaryota; Fungi; Ascomycota; Leotiomycetes; Helotiales; Sclerotiniaceae. The record is from RefSeq and is a predicted model, not a curated record. Gene Ontology annotation, molecular function: protein binding. The transcript is spliced from 2 exons.